AUGACCGAGCUCUUCAUAAACCGAGCGUUGAGGUAUCACCUUGAGCUGAGACCAUUUUGCCUGUACAAUCUGUGCAGAAGAUUGUCUUGUUCAAAUGAUGGGCCCUCAAAUAUGGAUGUUCACGAAAAAUUUAACGAACCCUUCAAGGAAGGGAAUCAGGCAGGUUCUGAAAAUAAUGAAGGGCAUGGCCAGGUUUUGAGGAAACAUGAAUUUGUUAAGAAGGAGGUCGAGAAUGUGUGUCGAAUUUUAGAGAGUGGCCCUUGGGGACCCUCAUUAGAGAAAGCUCUAUCCUCUUGUGUUCACACACCGCAGCUGGAUAUCACCAUUGGUGUUUUGAGGAGAAUGAAGGAUGCCGAUUCGGCUCUUAGUUACUUCAGAUGGGUUGAGCGGGCAACCGAUCAAGUUAAUCCCCCACAAACCUACAAUGCCCUCCUCAUGCUAAUGGCGAGGUGUAAAAAGAUCGACAAAAUUGAAAACAUUUUGGAAGAAAUGAGCCUGGCCGGAUUCAGCCCAUCUUUCGAGACGAGCAUAGAGUUAAUUUCCAGCUUUGUGAGGGCCCGGAAAUUGAGAGAUGCUUACGAUAUUUUACAAUCCAUGAGGAAGUUCAAAAUCCGACCGGCAUUUUCAGCCUACACGACCCUCAUAGGUGCAUUGUCUUCAGUCCAUAAGCCCGAGUACCCAGACCUCAUGCUUUCUUUAUUCCACCAGAUGCAGGAAUUGGGCUAUGAAGUUAAUGUUCAUUUAUUCACAACUUUAAUCCGCGUGUUCGCACGGGAUGGCCGUGUGGACCCUGCCUUGUCCUUGCUGGCCGAGAUGAAGAGUAACUUGUUGGAGGCCGAUAUUGUCCUUUACAACGUGUGCAUCGACUGCUUCGGUAGGGUUGGCAAGGUCGACAUGGCUUGGAAAUUCUUUCAUGAGAUAAAGUCGCACGGGCUCAGGCCCGAUGAUGUGUCGUACACUAGCAUGAUUAGUGUUUUGUGCAGAGCCAAUAGAAUGGACGAGGCCUCUGAGUUAUUCGAACAAAUGGAGCUGAAUCGGGAAAUCCCCUGCGCGUACGCUUAUAGUACCAUGAUCAUGGGCUACGGAUCUUCUGGAAGGUUCCGUGAGGCAUACGGUCUGCUCGAGAGGCAGAGGAUGAGAGGGUCCAUACCCAACGUGAUCGCUUACAACAGUCUCCUCACCUGUCUUGGCAGAAAAGGAAAAAUGGAGGAGGCAUUGAGUAUUUUUAACGAUAUGAAAAAGGAUGCUAUGCCCAAUCUCACGACCUGUAACAUACUCGUGGAUAUGCUUUGCCGGGCGGGAAAAGUUGAGGAGGCUUUAGAAGUACAGAACGACAUGAAAAAUAGUGGCUUGGCCCCGAGCAUAAUGACGGUCAACAUCAUGAUUGACCGUCUGUGCAAGGCGAACAAGCUCGACGAGGCCCACAAGAUUUUUGAUGGCCUGGACAGACGAACUUGCAGCCCGAAUAAAUUCACGUAUUGUUCGUUGAUAGACGGCUUGGGCCGACAUGGGAGGGUGGACGAGGCCUAUAGGUUGUAUGAAGAUAUGCUCGACACACCCGAUGGGGCACCGGACGCGAUUGUCUAUACGUCCCUCAUAAGGAGCUUUUUCAAGGCAUGCCGGAAGGAGGACGGUCAUAAAAUCUACAAGGAGAUGGCCCGGAAAGGCAUCAGUCCAGACCUCACCCUCCUCAACACCUACAUGGACUGCGUUUUCAAAGCCGGGGAGACUGAAAAGGGUCGCGCCUUGUUCGAGGAGAUAAAGGCCCGGUUCACACCCGAUGCCAGGAGCUACUCAAUUUUGAUCCACGGACUAAUAAAAGCGGGUCUCGCACGCGAGACUUACGAGCUUUUUUAUGCGAUGAAGGAAAGCGGGUGCGUACUCGACACAAUGGCUUACAACACCGUGAUCGAUGGGUUUUGCAAAUCAGGAAAAGUGAACAAAGCUUAUCAGCUUUUAGAGGAAAUGAAGGCAAAAGGACACCAGCCAACUGUGGUCACGUACGGUUCGGUUAUCGACGGGCUUGCCAAGAUCGACAGGCUGGAUGAGGCUUACAUGCUAUUUGAAGAAGCAAAAUCGGUUGGUGUGAGAUUGAACGUUGUUGUGUACAGCAGCCUAGUGGACGGGUUUGGAAAAGUGGGCAGAAUAGACGAAGCUUAUCUAAUUAUAGAGGAAAUGAUGCAAAAUAAUAUAAAUCCCAACAUCCAAACGUGGAAUUGCCUGCUCGAUGCCCUUGUGAAGGCCGAAGAAGUGGAUGAAGCCCUCGUGUGUUGGAACUCAAUGAAGGACUUGAAAUGCACACCUAAUAUCGUGACAUAUGGAAUUCUAAUAAACGGGCUUUGCCGGGUUCGGAAAUUCAACAAAGCAUUUGUGUUCUGGCAAGAAAUGCAGAAACAAGGGCUGAAACCUAAUGCGAUCACUUAUUUAACGAUGAUUUCAGGGCUUGCGAAGGCUGGGAAUAUAUUUGAGGCCGAUAAGCUGUUUGAGAGAUUUAAAGCAAAUGGGGGUGUGCCCGAUUCGGCAUGUUAUAAUACCAUGAUCGAAGGCUUGAGCUUGGCAAACAAGGCAAGUGAAGCGUACAGGCUAUUUGAGGAGACUAGGAUGAAGGGCUGUAGUAUAUAUACGAAGACUUGUGUGGUCCUUUUGGAUGCUUUGCAUAAAGCCGAUUGUCUGGAGCAGGCUGGGGUUGUGGGGGCCGUGUUGAGGGAAACGGCCAAGUCACAACAUGCUUCUAGGUCAUUGUGA
Striga hermonthica is the source of this 2745-nucleotide messenger RNA. The record is from the annotation of a GenBank genome assembly. Lineage: Eukaryota; Viridiplantae; Streptophyta; Magnoliopsida; Lamiales; Orobanchaceae.